This is a messenger RNA of Blepharisma stoltei, 837 nucleotides long. The record is from the annotation of a GenBank genome assembly. NCBI's taxonomy places the organism in Eukaryota, Ciliophora, Heterotrichea, Heterotrichida, Blepharismidae.
AUGGAGCAAAACUUAGUUACAUCAAAAAAAUCCACACUUAAUUCAAAAGAGCAUUUUAAACUUAACUGAAGCCCGAAAAAAAGCUUGCAAGAUGCAGUUGCAAGUAUAACAGAUCAUGUGCAUAAAAAGAAAAAAGUUGAAGCUGGGCUUUUAUCUACAAACGAUGCAAUUUCUAUAUCUAAAAAGUUAAGGCGUUCUUUGACAAGGCUUGAAAAUAAGAUGCCAACACAAUUGCAGCCUGUCCCAUCUGAUCCAAGUAAAUUUAUAGUCAAUGAUAAGCAUAAUUUCACAUCAGCUCGGCAUAAACCUUCUCAUAGUAUAGGAUCUUAUCCUUUGCUAUCUAGGCCUUCCUCAAAACAGUCAAGUCCCAAACUGCAUUUACAACUCUCUGAAAUUAAAAAAAAUUAUAAAAUCCCAGCCACUGAGCGAAAAAAUUUUGAAUUAGAACUAAAACCUUUUAUAACGAACUCUGCUAUUACUUCUCGGCCAAUUUCUUGUGAUUUAUAUAGAAACACAGCUCCGAAUUCUCCAAGAAAGCCUAAAUCUACUAGACGAAGUUCUCAAUUUUGUCUUGACAAGAUAAUCAGCGAGUGUAACAAUUUAGAAAAUUUAAAUAAAAGAGAAACUAACCAAAUAAACGAAGAAGACAAAGUCAUAAAAUCAGCAUUUAAAAGAUUGAAUAGGUAUAUUGAAAAACCUAAAGAAAAUUUAAAUAAAGACUAUGUGCAUGCUUUUGUAAAAGAUUUCAAGUCAGAUAAAAUUGCUUUUGUAUAUGGAAAAGGAAACCAAGGACUCUAUCUAAGAUCUAAUAAAAGAGAUCUGAUUAAAUUGUUGUAG